UUGGCCACAGAUCACCAAUUCCUUCUACUCCAGAACAAAGUUCAACAUUCCUACUCUAUUUAUGGUCUCCAAGCCAGAUACCGAGACACAAAAAGGACCAGAAAUCAAGAAGUGUUCUACUCUUUUCACCAAUGGCCUUUUGCAAUGAGAUCAACCUAGCUUCGUUUCUAGCCCUGAUAACCAUUGAUGCAAGCCUAGCAGCUCGUCGUCUUUUAGACACUCCAGCAUCACCAGCAGCACCAACGCUACCUACAAUUCCCACACUGCCAAUGCCAACAUUGCCUCCACCGUCAACCACCCAACAAGCUCCUAUUCCCUCCGUUACCAGCCACCAAACUGCCCAGAUACCGACUAUCCCCACCAUCCCUGCAGGCCUUCCGACUAUUCCUGGUGUCCAGAUACCAACCAUUUCUUUCCUCUCCCCACCUCCAGCAGCCGCUGCUAGUCCACGAAACAUUGAUAAAUUGACGGAGUUACCCCAGGAAUAUACGCAUAGGUUUUUGGAGCUUGUUGGGUUUCGCUUAAUGAGUAUGUUGCCUUCUUUCCCAACAAUUCCUACCCUUCCCAUGCAAACUCUCUCUCCUAUGCCUGCCGCUACAUUGUCAAAGCUUGGACCUCCGCCGAUGCCUGCAAUUCCCAUGAUCCCCACAUUUCCUGCAACAUUGCCUCCUCUGCCUUCUGUUCAGAUACCGAGAAUUGCCUCCAUACCUGCAGGCAUUCCAACUAUUCCUGGUGUUCAGAUAUCAGCCCUUCUUUUCCUCUCCCCACCGCUGCCAGCCACUAGUCCUUCAAGAUUUUGA
Messenger RNA from Asparagus officinalis (garden asparagus), 800 nucleotides. RefSeq names its product proline-rich receptor-like protein kinase PERK2. NCBI's taxonomy places the organism in Eukaryota, Viridiplantae, Streptophyta, Magnoliopsida, Asparagales, Asparagaceae. The record is from RefSeq and is a predicted model, not a curated record. The transcript is spliced from 2 exons. The coding region runs from base 132 to 800 and encodes 222 amino acids.